This is a messenger RNA of Habropoda laboriosa, 1261 nucleotides long. RefSeq lists its product as uncharacterized. The transcript is spliced from 5 exons. The record is from RefSeq and is a predicted model, not a curated record. Bases 159 to 1208 code for a protein of 349 amino acids. Lineage: Eukaryota; Metazoa; Arthropoda; Insecta; Hymenoptera; Apidae.
CUGCGUAACAUCGAAGUUGCUCCCUCCGUGGUCUUUUCUGGUUCCUCGUUGAUUUCCUUAUUUUUGUUUAACUUUUAGUUUGUUUAAAAAUGUUAUAGACGUUUGUUUGUUCCUUUAACGUUGUAGAGUGUUCGUACAGCGUGACUUUUGGAUCGAAGAUGAAGAACGCGAAAGUCAAAGCGAGACAGUGUAUGGAGCGAUUUGGAGAUCAAGGAGGAUAUUUUGAUGUUGUGGUAAGACCAAUGUUGCAACAAGGACAUGAAGGAGAAUUAUGUGGAUGGUUAAAGGAAAUGAGUUUGAUUAGGACUGUUUCCACCUGUCCACAUCCUGAGUGCAAAGGAAGGAGUUUAGCUUGGAAUCAAGCAAGAAUUGUAGAUAAAUAUAGUUGGUCUUGCCCUAAUUGUACAAGAAAACAAUCUAUUAGAGAAAAUUCCUUUUUCUUUGGAGUGAAAUGUGACCUGAAAAUGUGCCUUCAACUGAUAUUAGGAUGGUGUCAAAUGAUACCAAGUGAACUCACUGCCAAUUAUUUAGAAAUAAAGAAACAUGUAGUUAAGAAAGUAUAUGAGAGGUGUGAUGAGGUCUCUCAAAAUUAUGUAGUAAGUCAUCCAGAGGAUUGGGUUUUAGGAGGUCAAAGUGCAAUAUUAAUUGUGGAUGAAUUUCCUAAUGGCUACAUGACUGAGAACCCUUCUGAUAUAACUACUGCUAAGAAACGCAACAAUAAUUCUCAUACAAUAGUCUGCAUAGCAGAAGCAAAUACAAUACCAACUAGAAUGUGGCUCCAUAUGAUUGAAGCUCUUCCAGAGUCUAUGAAGAUAGAUAAAUCACAUGGAGAUGUUGACAAAUGCAACAUGGUUAAAGAAGCUUUAAAAGAGAUCACAAAACAUAGUGCUCCUGGCAGUUAUAUUGUAGCAAACAAUCGAACUCGUUGUUGUAGCUAUGAAUUAUUGCAAGAAUUAAAGCAGUAUAAGGUGAUCAGUGUAGAACAACUGCAAAAAUUUGAUCCACCAGGAAAAAGUAAACUUCUUAAUAAUUUAGAAACAAUUUGGCAAACUGGCGUCGAGAUUUGCGAAGAAAUUCAAGAAACUACCCAAACUCUGGGGCAGCGUAUAAUAUCAAAGCAUUUAUGGAGGCAGAGAUUCGGUACGUCUCCUUCCACGGCAUUUCAAUACAUGCUUCACCAUAUUGCAGAAUGUUAUCGCUUUAUUUGAACCGAUUUAUCGUAGUAUUUUUCCUAAUUUUAGCGUAUUUUUCCACUAUAAAA